Artibeus jamaicensis (Jamaican fruit-eating bat) is the source of this 1601-nucleotide messenger RNA. RefSeq names its product N-terminal Xaa-Pro-Lys N-methyltransferase 1 (gene NTMT1). Gene Ontology annotation, cellular component: cytoplasm. The record is from RefSeq and is a predicted model, not a curated record. The transcript is spliced from 6 exons. NCBI's taxonomy places the organism in Eukaryota, Metazoa, Chordata, Mammalia, Chiroptera, Phyllostomidae. Bases 412 to 1083 code for a protein of 223 amino acids. Gene Ontology annotation, molecular function: N-terminal protein N-methyltransferase activity.
CCCCGGGCACCCGGAACUGACGCGAGCGGACAAAGGCAGCGCGCGCCGCGAGGUGUCUUGUCUGGUUCUGGUCUGACCUAGGUGGCUGUGAGCUUCUGGGCUCUUCUCUGCCGCCGCCCUCUCUUUCUCUAGCCCUGUCCUCUUCUUCCGGGUCCCGGGAGUCCCUGCCCGGGAGCACGCUGCCAUUCUCCUAUGUCCAGCUGCAGACACAGGGACCCAAGGAGAACAGGCCCAGGCCAGCAGGCUGCAAGGAGGAGGAGUUCAUACGGCUGCCAACACUGUCUUCCAGAAACACACAUCUUCUCGUGUCGCUCCCUGCUUAGCCCCGAGUUGUCCCACUGCUCGCCCAUCGCUCUUUAGGGAAGGGCCACUGCUGAGUCCGUGUCUGGGCGGAGACACGUCGGCAGCAGCAUGACGAGCGAGGUGAUAGAAGACGAGAAACAAUUCUAUUCGAAGGCCAAGAUGUACUGGAAAGAGGUCCCGCCGACGGUGGACGGCAUGCUCGGGGGGUAUGGCCACAUCUCCAGCAUCGACAUCGGCAGCUCCCGGAAGUUCCUGCAGAGGUUUCUGAGGGAAGGCCCGAACAAGACGGGGACCUCCUGUGCCCUGGACUGUGGUGCUGGCAUUGGAAGGAUCACGAAGCGGCUGCUCCUGCCCCUCUUCCGAGUGGUGGACAUGGUGGAUGUGACGGAGGACUUUCUGGUUAAAGCAAAAACCUACCUGGGUGAGGAGGGCAAGAGGGUGAGGAACUACUUCUGUUGCGGUCUCCAGGACUUCAGCCCUGAGCCCGACUCCUACGAUGUCAUCUGGAUCCAGUGGGUGAUAGGCCACCUGACCGAUCAGCACCUCGCCGAGUUCCUGCGGCGCUGCAAGCGGGGCCUGCGCCCCAACGGCAUCAUCGUCAUCAAGGACAACAUGGCCCAGGAAGGCGUGAUCCUGGACGACGUGGACAGCAGUGUGUGCCGGGACCUGGAGGUGGUGCAUGGGAUCGUGCGCAGCGCAGGCCUCAGCCUCCUGGCCCAGGAGCGGCAGGAGAACCUGCCCGAUGAGAUCUACCACGUGUACAGCCUGGCCCUGAGAUGACAGCCGCAGGAGGAAGCGGGACCCGUGCAGGGCGGGGAGCUGGUGGCCGCAUGCUACCUGGAGGCUCCAUCCACGUCGAUGGUUCGCAAGUGUUGAGUGAGGCACUGGAUAUGCCUGCCUGCCAUCCACUCACCUUCCACAUAGGCUCUUUUAAAAAAUAAUAGGACCCACUGGGGAGUACGGCUGAACAGGCAGCGGGGCAGGAACCUGGCCCUGCUGCCGCAGCUGGGGACUGGGCAGAACCCUGGAUCCCACCGCUGCCAUCGCCAGUCCUUCCAGGCACUAGCUGGCUGCCUUCAGAAGGCAGAACCCUCUUAACUUGGUAGAGGACACUACCUUGGGGGGAGGGGCGGCUGCUGGAGCGGCUGCACUGUGGUACCUGCAGCUGGUGACCGGGCCUAGUGGUGGUCACAGCAGCCUACAGGCAAGGAGAGAGGUCUGUAACCUCAUUUUGGCUACGCCUUGUGGCUCCUGCUUGGCUAGCAUUUCAUUUCAAAAUAAAAAAGGGUAACACUGUU